AUGGGCGACUUGAGCGCCGACUAUAUCGUCGUGGGAAGUGGCGUGACCGGAUCCGUCAUAGCCUCCCGCCUUAGUGAAAGCAGCCCAAAACUCAAAGUGAUUCUCUUCGAAGCUGGAGCUGACCCUUCUGGUGAGCCUGCGGCAGCUGGAUUUCUGAGUGGUCUGGCGCUGCAGAAUGGUCAAUUCGACUAUGCAUCUGCCAGCGAGCCAGUUCCGACAACUGCCAACCGUAUGCACACCCUUAGCGCCGGCAAAGCUCUAGGCGGCGGCAGCAUUCUCAAUUACGGUGGUUGGCUCCGCGCCGAUGCAGCGGACUAUGACGAAUGGGCCGACGUUGUCGGCGAUCGGCGUUGGAGUCACGAGGGUCUCAAGCCGUGGCUUCGCAAGUCCGAGUCCUAUUACGAUCGGGCCGCAGACCCCGAGGAACACGGCUUUGACGGAAACAUGCACGUCACCUCCAUCUCGGCCUCUGAGUCUGGCGAACGCAAGUAUCCGCUGCGUGAGACGGUCAAAGAUGCGUGGCUCGAGCUCGGGGUACCACUGAACCUGGAAAAGAAGGAUGGCUUCAUCGGAGGUCUCACUGAAAUGUAUGAAAACUCCCGUGAGGGCAUGCGUCAGCCGUCGAAUACAGCGUAUUCAUUGGCCGGUGUCGAUGUGCAUACUGAAACAGCGGUGCACAAGGUCAUAUUCUCGGGCACGACUGCGAUGGGAGUCCAGCUGGUAGAUGGCCGCAAGGUGUCGGCGCGAAAAGAGGUGAUCAUCUGCGCCGGCGCCUACCGCACUCCCCAGCUUCUGAUGCUGUCGGGUAUUGGUCCUUCUGACGUGCUAAAAGAACAUGGCAUACCUCUGGUGCACGAGUCCUCUCACGUUGGGCAAAACCUUCAUGACCAUUUUGCCAUUUACUUGGCCUUCCGUCUGCGAGACCCGUCUCUGGGCUACGCCCUAGGCAGCCCUUUGUGGCAGAACCCUGCGCUGUACAAAGCGCUGCCAUGGGACUGGAUCGUUAGCCAGGCGCUGCCGUCAGAGAUUAUUGGUCGACAUGAGAAUGCGAAGAACAAGGAAAAGCGCAAUCUUUAUGAGAUCCUUACCGCAUACGUGCCGCCUGGCAUACCCGGAAUUCCAGUCGAUGGGACACAUAUAGCCACUUCGACGAUGUUGCUUCUUCCCAACUCCCGUGGCUCGGUGUCAAUCCGAUCAGCCAAGCCAGAUGAUGCUCCGCUAGUCAGGCCGAAUUACCUCUCUACACCAUUUGAUACGGACACGCUCGUCCAUGCUACACGCCAAACGCUGAGACUGAUGCUGGCAACAGAGCAUAUGAAGCCCAUAGUCGAGGGAGAGACCCCGCCGUCAGGUGAUGGUCUAGAUGGUUUGCAACCAAUCACUAUUGAUUCGACUGAUGAAGAACUCGAGGAACGCAUUCGACGCACGGGGAUGCAGCACUCCCAUUCUGGUGGUACUGCGGCUAUGGGGUCCGUGGUUGAUGGGUAUGGAAAAGUCCUUGGUGUCGACAGAUUGAGGGUUGCGGAUGCGAGUAUCGUGCCCAUACCUCUGGGCGGGCAUCCUCAGGCCACCUUGUACGCAAUGGCUGAGCAACUCGCUAGUGACAUCUGUGAUGCAGCUCACACUGAUUAA
Messenger RNA from Pestalotiopsis fici W106-1, 1632 nucleotides. RefSeq lists its product as uncharacterized. The transcript has a single exon. Gene Ontology annotation, molecular function: flavin adenine dinucleotide binding; oxidoreductase activity, acting on CH-OH group of donors. The coding region runs from base 1 to 1632 and encodes 543 amino acids. Lineage: Eukaryota; Fungi; Ascomycota; Sordariomycetes; Amphisphaeriales; Sporocadaceae. The record is from RefSeq and is a predicted model, not a curated record.